This is a messenger RNA of Saccostrea cuccullata (small rock oyster), 726 nucleotides long. RefSeq names its product E3 ubiquitin-protein ligase TRIM45-like. The record is from RefSeq and is a predicted model, not a curated record. The annotation marks the transcript as partial. The transcript has 2 exons. Lineage: Eukaryota; Metazoa; Mollusca; Bivalvia; Ostreida; Ostreidae. Gene Ontology annotation, molecular function: zinc ion binding.
AUGGAAGGACUAUUUUCUCCUCAGACCAGGCACUGCUUCAUGUGCACAGAAGAUGCAGAAUACUACUGCAAAGAUUGUAGAAAGAACUUCUGUUUGCUCUGCAAAGAAAAACAUUUAAUAGAUCUUGACUCUUAUUUUCACAAUAUAGUUACUGUGGAUGUUAAAUAUGGAAAUACAACAUGUGAGGAAACCUGUGAAACACAUCCGAGAAAUGUUUAUGAAUACUGGUGUCGGAGAUGUAAAUGUCCUUUGUGUAGACAAUGCAUUGGGCAUAGAGGGCAUGGAACGAAUCCACUUAUAAGAGCAUAUGAGCGACGUAUUAUCCUGAAUCGAGAAAAGAUUUCCAAGAUUCGAAGCGAAAUUCUACCUUUUAAUAUAGCUUUGCUAGCACAAAUAAAGAACAAUGUACUACACUCAGACAUGGCAAGAUAUCAACUGAAAACUGAGAUGAAGAUGACGGAAAGAGCCAAGUCUCUACAAACUGCCCUGGAGUUUGUACAUGAACAGAGUUUGAUAUUUGGAUUUAAGAAUUAUAUUGCAGCAAGCCUUAAUAAGUUGGAGAAACAAACUGUUGUUUUAGAAAGCUUUUCUCUGUAUGCUUUAAACAGGCAAAAUAUUAUUAAUAUGUUAGGAGAAAUAGAAGAUAUAAAAAGUGGAAAACUAGAAAUUAAAGUGGAGUUUCUUUUCGAAGCGUUGCCUGAUGUGACAUUGAAACAAUCUAUAGAG